This is a messenger RNA of Lachancea fermentati, 1224 nucleotides long. Lineage: Eukaryota; Fungi; Ascomycota; Saccharomycetes; Saccharomycetales; Saccharomycetaceae. The record is from the annotation of a GenBank genome assembly.
AUGAUAUCAGCAGUUACAAAGAGUCAAGCCAUCAAAAGAGUGUCGUGUUCGCCCGCAUUCCGCGUCGCCAGACGUGGUCUUGCGAGUGCAGCUGAGACAAAGGAAGCGGAUGAUGUAGUUGAAAUCGUGCUUCCAGAGACAUCUUUCGAGGGCUAUAUGUUGGAGGUACCAGAGCUCACAUACAAGACUACCAAGACCAACUUGUUGCAGAUGUACAAGGAUAUGAUCAUUACAAGACGGAUGGAAAUGGCGUGUGACGCGUUGUACAAGGCCAAGAAGAUUCGUGGGUUCUGUCACUUGACCGUGGGCCAGGAGGCCAUUGCAGUCGGAAUUGAGAACGCCAUCACCAAGAGAGACACUGUUAUCACGUCGUACAGAUGUCACUCGUUCACGUACAUGAGGGGCGCGCCCGUCAAGGCGGUGCUCGCGGAGUUGAUGGGUAGACGUUCUGGUGUUUCGUACGGUAAAGGUGGUUCUAUGCACUUGUACGCUCCAAACUUCUUUGGUGGUAACGGUAUCGUUGGUGCGCAGGUCCCUCUGGGUACCGGUCUAGCUUUUGCCCACCAGUAUAAGAACGAAGAUGCGUGUGCGUUUACCUUGUAUGGUGAUGGUGCGUCCAACCAGGGCCAAGUUUUUGAAUCUUUCAACAUGGCCAAGUUGUGGAACUUGCCUGCCGUUUUCUGUUGUGAAAACAACAAGUAUGGUAUGGGUACUGCUGCCGCGAGAUCCUCCGCCAUGACUGAGUACUUCAAGCGUGGUCAGUAUAUCCCAGGUCUAAAGGUCAACGGUAUGGACAUUUUGGCUGUGUACCAGGCUUCCAAAUUUGCCAAGGACUGGACUGUGUCCGGUAACGGCCCCAUUGUCUUGGAAUAUGAGACUUACAGAUACGGUGGUCACUCCAUGUCAGACCCAGGUACCACCUACAGAACCAGAGACGAAGUCCAACACAUGAGAUCUAAGAAUGACCCUAUUGCUGGUCUAAAGAUGCACUUAUUGGAACUGGGCAUUGCCUCCGAAGACGAAAUCAAAGCCUACGACAAGGCCGCAAGAAAGUACGUUGACGAGCAAGUUGAGAUGGCUGACGCUUCACCUCCACCGGAAGCCAAGAUGUCCAUCUUGUUCGAAGACGUCUACGUUCCAGGCAGCGAAACACCUACCUUGAGAGGUAGAGUCUCCGACGACACCUGGGAUUUCAGAAAGAAUGACUUUGCUAUCAAUAAUUGA